Brassica rapa (field mustard) is the source of this 5458-nucleotide messenger RNA. Its product is annotated as cytosolic sulfotransferase 1-like. Gene Ontology annotation, molecular function: sulfotransferase activity. The record is from RefSeq and is a predicted model, not a curated record. NCBI's taxonomy places the organism in Eukaryota, Viridiplantae, Streptophyta, Magnoliopsida, Brassicales, Brassicaceae.
UCUCACUUAUAUAUAACGGCGACUUGUUACCACAGCAAAUCAUCAUUGGUACAUUGUGCUCAAUGCCGAGCUUGAGAAGAAGUUAUUUUACCCAAAUAAAUUCUUUGGUGAUAGCUUUCUUUGCACAGAAAUCAACUUCAGUAGAUGAAAGGGAUACAUCAUCUUGUUUCUUGUUUAGCAAAAAAAAAAAAAAUCUUGUUUCUUAGUCUUCCAAGUGAUAGGAGAACAUCCAAACUGGAUUUAUCUAUCUGGCCGAGGAGCAACGAGAGAUAAGGCAUGCACCCCAAUACGCAUCACACCAGCCGGCUACGAUAAUAAAUUAUAUGAUUAUAAUUAAACUGUUAUUGUACCUAGAGACAAGCUACCGAGAUUUUAGAAUCAAAGAUUAUUUAAAACUCAUGUAUCAUGUGGGAUUUAUUGGGAACUCAAAUUAUUAUUAGCUGUAAUGAAUACUUGCAGGGAAUCAAUUGAUUCGAAUCAUUUCAGAUAUUAUACACCAACUAACCCAAAAGCUAAUUAUGUUAUACAUGUUAAAUAUUUUUACUAACAGAAUACCAGCAAAUGAAAUUAGGUUUCGUCUUUAUUACCAGCAAUAUAUAUUUGUUUUUUUGUCUUGGAUCAAUUAUAACUUCGUUUGAAUCUUAAACACAUCUUUUGUAACAAGAAGGUAAGAACCAACAAAACAAAUGGAUCCGAAGGAGCUUCCACCCAACGUAAGAGACGACAAGAUAAGCGAAGAAACGAAGAAGUUGAUCUCUUCGCUUCCUACACACACAGAUUCCCAAGGGCAGAAGCUUUGUAAAUAUCAAGGAUGUUGGUAUUAUUACAACACCCUCCAAGGCGUUCUCAAUUUCCAGAGUGGUUUUCAACCGCAGGACACCGAUAUAAUCAUUGCUUCUUACCCAAAAUCAGGCACUACUUGGCUCAAGGCCCUCAUUGUCGCCCUUUUGGAGAGAUCAAAGAACCAUUCUUCUUCUAAUGAUCAUCCUCUACUACAUGAUAAUCCUCAUGGCAUUGUACCAUUCUUGGAGAUCGAUGUUUUUCACGAAAGCUCAAGUCCUAACCUAGACAAGUUCUCAGCAACUCCGAGGCUGUUCUCGACUCACAUGCCACUGCACGCAAUGCACGAAACCCUCAAGCAGACUCCUUGCAAGAUUGUCUACGUGUGUAGGAACUUGAAGGACACGUUGAUCUCGACUUGGCUUUUUGCCUGUGCUAUUCUUAAAAUAGAACCAACCAGAAGCAUACUCGAGUCUAUGUUCAAAUCAUUAUGCAACGGAACAAUCUUUUAUGGACCAUUUUGGGACCAUCUCUUGAGCUACUGGAGAGGAAGCUUCGAAGACCCCAAGCACGUCCUUUUCAUGAGGUAUGAGGAAAUGAAAUCAGAGCCUCAUGAACAGAUCAAGAGACUUGCCGACUUCUUGGGUUCUCCUUUUACUAAGCAAGAAGAAGAGAGUGGAUCUGUUGAGGAGAUCUUGGACCUUUGCUCUCUGCGUAAUCUGAGCAGUUUGGAGGUGAACAAAACCGGGAAAGUAAACAAUGUGGAUCACAAGAAUUUUUUCCGUAAAGGGGAAGUCGGUGACUCGAAGAAUUAUCUUACGCCUGAAAUGGAGAACAAGAUAGACAUGAUUAUCCAAGAAAAGUUGCAAGGUUCUGGUUUGAAUUUUUAGUGUGUUAUGGUUCUUGUUUUCUUUGAUGCAGCAUAAUAAGAGUACCUCCCGUUGUUAUCUUCCUUAAUAACUUGUUAACGUCAAUGCCAAUUCUUUUUUAAGACAAAUUAUAAAGCUUAACCGUGAGUUUCUUUAUUUAAAGAGACAAAGAACAAUCUCAAGUCGGGAAGUCCCUAGUUUCAGCGCAAUCACAAAGAAAUCAAUUCUCUGAUCGAAAGAAACAAACCAAUUCCAAGCCAAGUUCCAAUGAAGAAGACUACUCCCGUUUUGUAUGAAUCUUGUUUUUGACUCUUUCACUCUUAACAGCCAAUCAUUACCUUCAAGAAGUGCCAUGUCAGCUUACUAUUUAUUCAUAUUAGCCAGCUCACCCUCAUCAACCUCAUACCCCCCUUGCUAAAGAAGCUUGCCCUCAAGGUUCUGUAAAAUGAAUUAAUUGUAACUUCUCCGACAGAGGAAAGUUUGCAAGCAACUCUGCUGGAUUUGUGUACUUUGGGCCGCAUCAUCACUGCAUUGCACACUUCCACAACAAACUCAAGAUGUGUCUGGCCAGAUCCUCUCUGUUUGUAUUUAAACAUUCAAGUUUUGUAAUACUUUCUCUGUUUCAGCCUUUGGUGUCCUUGAAUGUGUUGCAGAUUUUCUUUAUUAAAAGGCAGUAAAAUGUCUCCGUCUGUGAUAAUUCCUUGUUCAUGCACUUGACUUUGUAGUGCAUCUCCGGGAAGAAUCACCACAACAAGUGUGUGCCUGAGCUUGUUCUAUCUGGAGCUCGCAAUACACUUUCCAUUUUUAGCUGCUCUAAACCUUGUGCUCUGUUUGAACUUAAACCACCAUCCUUGCACAACUUCCGCUUCCCAGGAUCUUGUAUCCAAAUGAUUAUACUCAGAAUCAGGCGCUCACGUUGCUGCAGGUGUACGUACUGAUUCAGUGCCCCUUGUGGCAAGAAACUAACGACUAUCUUCUCCCUUGUCUUUCCUGUUCUGGUUCUGUACUUCCCCAGGCCUACCAAAUUAUCAACUUUCACCCAGGCUGCCCUAUUCGUCUUCUCUAACAUGCUGUACUUAGCAGUGCUUUGAUCUGAAAGUAUUUUCUGCAUCAGUUUCAUUUUGAAUAACCAUUGUAAGGUCAUCAAAUCAAUAUGCAAGUCUUGACAAUCUUGCUGCAAUGUUUUGUCCUUCCAGCAAUCCCAUAAAGAAAAACAGACCCUCAUUACCAACGUUGAGUUGGCCUAGUGGUAAAGGGGUUACGGUUGUAACUACCCCCCCCCCCCCCGAGUUCAAUUUACGGUGGAAAUGACUAUUUACAAUGUUUGGAUUCCUGGCAAAGAGGUGAAACCACCUUUUUCUUGGCAAAAAAAAAAAAAACAUGCCCCUCAUUUCCAAUAGCGCAAUACGCCAAGAGAAAAUUAAAUGUCACGUUGUUCAUUUCCUCUUGUACACAUGGUUGCUGCUUAAACUUGAACAACCAAGGUGUAGAAAGAGUCCAUUCCACCGGAUUUAUGUGUGUAAUCUGACUCCGAGAGAGCAACAUUCAAUAAAAUUCCUCGCCAAUGAAGAGAGUAAAAUCACAAAGAUUCGUGCAUGAUCCUAGUCUUUUAUGUCUCCACGUGGAAAUUUUCUUUAGUGAAAAACUGCAUCAUACGUAUUACCGCUUCCCCAAGCUGAGCAAAAACUGCCACCAGUAACUUGAGAUCAGGCAUUGAGUGAGUGAAAUUAAAUCCCUGUUUACACAAGAACUUUGACGUUAAUGUGAUUUUCUUCUCCCUAUCUCUAACUCGAAAUAAAUAUCCGACCGCAUGUUUUGCAGAACCAGAAACGGCUACUCUAAUUGAUUCAAAGCUUCUCUUUACAAUCAACUCAGGUAAUGAAGAACACAUAGUGAAUCAGAGAAUUGUAGGAAAUCUCCCAGUGAACCUCAUUUCUUUGAUUUGGUGUAGCAAAGAACUUAGAUGUAGCGGUUGGAAGUACAUCCGUCUGCUCAUAUCCCAACUGGUACACAAAUUGAUGUAGCGGUUUGUUUUCUAUUCUUGAAGUUCCACAAUCCAAUCGUCUUUCUUUAGUUACUCUGUUUUUGUAGGCCCUGUUCGUUUGCUCACCCAGGUGAUCCAUUUGGGUGAAGAUGCAAAUUGAUGUUCUUUUGUGCAUUAUAAUGCUACAUCCAGAUGGAUCAUCCAGCUGAAUUUUUAAAAACUCAUCUCAAAUUCUCACUCAAAUGAAGGUGAGUCUUGAUGGUGCAUCUGGAUGCAGAUGCAUCUAGUUCAGUCCAAAAUGAUAAAUGACAAAAAUAACCUUUUAAAAUCAAAAAAUUAUUUUCAAACCGUAAACUCUAUUUUUUUGCAAAUACAUUUUUCCGCUAUAACCAAAACAUGUAUUUUCUCGCAAAAACUGAAAAACACACUUUCCCGCCAAACCGCAAGAUACGUUUUUCCGCAAAAAACACAUAAACACACACAUUUUCCUAAAGACACAUUUUUCGGCUAAACCAGUAAAACCGCACUUUUUGACCAAAACCGAAAAAAACGCAUUUUCCUGUGAAAACAAAAAAAACGCAUUUUUCCGCCUAAACCCAAAAACGCAUUUUACCGCCAAAACUCCAAAAAGCAUUUUUCUGGCCAAAACCGCAAAAAGUAGUUUCUCGACAAAACUGGAAAAAAGAAAAUUUCCCAACAAAACCGAAAAAAUGAAUUUUCUCGCCAAAACCGAAAAACACAAAUUUCCCGCCAAAACCGAAAAACACAAUUUUCCCGCCAAAACCAAAAAACACAUUUUCCCGCCAAAACUGGAAAACACAAUUUUACCGCCAAAAUCGGAAAAACGCAUUUUCCCGCCAAAACUGGAAAAACCGCAAGAUGCGAUUGCCUUGUUCAGUGAGAUGGUAAUGUCUCGUCCUUUCCCUUCCAUCAUCGAGUUCAGUAAACUGUUGAAUGCAAUCGCGAAGAUGCGAUGUCGUCAUCUCUUUGGGAGAGAAGAUGGAGAUGCUAAGGAUUAAGCAUAAUAUCUACACAUAAAUUAUUUUGAUUAACUGUUUCGGCCGCCCCUCCCAGCUCCCUCUGGCUUUAGCUAUGCUUGGCAAGAUGAUGAAACUUGGCUAUGACCUCUGAGGCUGUAGCUUUGCUUGAUCAAAUGGUGGAAAUAUGAUAUCAACCCAACACAGUCACAUUUACAACUCUAAAUCUCAACAACAAAGCUUCUGAAGCUGUGGCUUUAGUCGAUCGACUGGUUGCCAAAGGAUGUCAACCGAACCUGGUUACGUACGGUGCUGUAGUAAAUGGAUUAUGUAAGAGAGGUGAGAUUGAUUUGGCUUUACUUCUGCUCAAGAAGAUGGACAAGGCGAAAAUAGAGGUGAAUCUUGUGAUCUAUAACACUGUAAUUGAUGGUCUUUGCAGAUACAAACAUGUGGAUGAUGCACUCGACCUAUUCAGUGAAAUGGAGAAGAAAGGAGUUAGGCCGAAUGUUUUUACUUUCAGUGGAGGAGGCCAAGCAGAUGUUUGAUUUGAUGGCUAGCAAGGAUUGUUACCCAAAUGUAGUGACUUAUACUACUCUCAUAAAUGGAUUUUGUAAGUCUAAGAGAGUAGAAAGUGGAAUGGCACUCUUUUCGCGAGAUAUCUCAAAGAGGAUUGGUUGGCAACACCAUCACUUACAACACCCUUAUCCAAGGUUUCUGUCAAGUUGGAGAUUGUGAUAUCACUCAAGAAAUUUUCAAACAAAUGGUUUCUAGUGGUUUAGCUCCCAAUAUUUGGACAUACAACAUUUUGUUGGAUGGGCUUUGUAACAACAGGAAGCUAGAGAAAGCAU